Talaromyces amestolkiae is the source of this 2505-nucleotide messenger RNA. RefSeq lists its product as uncharacterized. Gene Ontology annotation, cellular component: cytoplasmic stress granule. NCBI's taxonomy places the organism in Eukaryota, Fungi, Ascomycota, Eurotiomycetes, Eurotiales, Trichocomaceae. Gene Ontology annotation, biological process: mRNA splicing, via spliceosome. The transcript has a single exon. Gene Ontology annotation, molecular function: mRNA binding. The record is from RefSeq and is a predicted model, not a curated record. The coding region runs from base 1 to 2505 and encodes 834 amino acids.
AUGCAAACAGCGGAUUCCAAGAACUCGCGUUUGCCAUCAAUGUCGAAAUUCUCUGGAUUCAGCGCAGACCAGACCGGUUUCUCCCACGGUGCCUUCACUUCCAACAAUCCGUCUGUUCAAAGCUUUGGAAACCGCGAUUCUCGACGAGCCAACAUCCCUUCUAUAAACACUGGAUCUGGCUUUCACAACGGUAACGACCUAGGUGCCCCUGGAUCCGGCUUCGACAUGAAUGUCACACCCCUUCUUCCUUCCCAGCUCUUGCUCGGAAGUCCCUUCCAACCUGGAACUCCGUCCGCUUUCGCGUCUCCUCAAUUCGCCAAUUUUGGCGGUUUCUCUCAAGCAAAUUCACACAACCAGAAUGCCCAGAAUCAAUUGAGCAGCCCAACUCAGGCGCAACAGAAUGCCUUGUCUCCUCAAUUGUACCCCGGAUUGGUUACUGCAGAUGGAUAUGCUGGUUCUCAGCUUUUAGGAGGGCCACAGUCACCAAUCGGUGGGUUCCCUGGGUUGACAAAUGCUGGUUUUGGUGCAUCUAACGCUUCGGUCCAUCUCGGGCCGCAAAUGCUAUCAGGCACCAGCCGAACUGUGUACCUUGGCAAUAUCCCGGCGGAAACGUCGGCAGAAGAGAUUCUGAACCACGUUCGCAGUGGCCAAAUCGAGUCCGUUCGUUUGCUACCAGACAAGAACUGUGCUUUCAUUUCAUUCCUCGACAGUAGCUCCGCUACGCACUUCCACUCCGAUGCCAUUCUCAAGAAAUUGGCAAUCAAGGGCAACGAUAUCAAGAUCGGCUGGGGCAAACCUUCCCAGGUCCCAACAUCGGUCGCUGUAGCAGUCCAGCAAUCUGGCGCCUCUCGAAAUGUUUACUUGGGCAGUCUCCCCGAAGAUAUCACAGAGGAGGAAUUACGCGAAGAGCUAGGGAAAUUCGGCCCCAUCGACACCGUGAAGCUUGUCAAGGAAAAGGCCAUUGGCUUUGUUCAUUUCUUGUCCAUCAGCAACGCCAUCAAAGCAGUUGCCCAGCUUCCCCAGGAGGCCAAGUGGCAAGCCCCUCGCCGAGUCUUCUAUGGAAAGGACCGCUGUGCCUACGUGUCAAAGACUCAACAACAAAAUGCCGCUCAGUACCUGGGUAUCGCUCCUGGCUAUGCUCAUGUGCUCAACAGCGCAGACCGCGAUUUGAUUUCCAAUGCGCUCGCCCAGCAAUCCGUUGCCGCAGCCGCUGUUGCAACCACUGCUGGUGGUGUCAACAACCUCGGAAAUCGUACCAUAUAUCUAGGCAACAUCCACCCAGAGACGACUAUCGAAGAGAUUUGUAAUGUGGUCCGCGGUGGCCUGUUGCACCAUAUACGUUACAUCCCUGACAAGCAUAUUUGCUUUGUUACGUUCAUUGACCCAACAUCCGCUGCAUCAUUCUAUGCCCUCAGCAACCUUCAGGGCUUGAUGAUCCAUAAUAGACGGCUUAAGAUUGGCUGGGGUAAGCACUCCGGCGCUCUCCCUCCAGCUAUCGCCCUAGCAGUCAGUGGUGGAGCUUCGCGAAACGUAUAUAUCGGUAAUUUGGAUGAGACUUGGACCGAGGAGCGCCUUCGUCAGGACUUUUCCGAGUAUGGCGAGAUUGAGCUCGUCAAUACCUUGAGAGAGAAGAGCUGUGCUUUUGUGAACUUCACAAACAUCGCCAAUGCUAUCAAAGCCAUCGAAGGGAUGCGAAGCCGCGAGGAAUAUAAGCGAUUCAAAAUCAAUUUUGGUAAGGACCGAUGCGGCAAUGCCCCUCGUCAAGUGAACAACAACAACAACAAUCAACAAAAUCGAAAUGGCUUGGAAGAUCAGUCACCAUCUCCAUUGAAUGGCUUCAAGCAGAGCAACAGCCAGAGCGGUUCUCAGCCGAGCCCAACACGACCGGCCUUGUCGCCUGCUCCAGGAUCGACGGGCUCCCAGGGUGGGCAGCAAAACCGACCCCCUUUGCAAAACUUGUCAUCUCCUUCGUCCAUUCUCAACACUGGAAACAACAACCCGCUGACGAUGUACCUGAAUCAUGUUUCCCAGCAAGGACAAGACCAGGAAAAUCGCUUGACGGACCCCAUCACGUUGGCGACUCUUCAACAACAGCAACAGCAGGCUCUUGCCAAUCAGCAGGCAGCUUUGUACAAUGGAGCAGCCUCCAAUGAGAUGCCAAAUGGUGGUAUGGAAAGCUCCCUUCACCAACGAAAACCCUCCAAUGGCUUCUUGAAUGUCUCCAACGGCCACGCUGGAGCCACACACAGCUCUGCCAACAGCCUCAGCGUUCCUCGAAUUCAGCAUUCUCGAGCUGUUAGCCUUCCUUCAUUCUCUCAAGAGCCCUUUGGACCGAGUGUCAGCCAGCCUUCUCACGGUCGCUCGGGAUUGUCUCAUCAGCCUCAAGGAAGCUUCUCCAGCUUUGGCUCUGCGCUGGGCGGAUUGAAUCACAGUGGCUUUGGUCUAGCCAUUCAAAAUGAGUCUUCUCUUCCUGGCUGGGCUGAAGAGGAGAUUGGAGCGAAAUAA